This is a messenger RNA of Sclerotinia borealis F-4128, 2031 nucleotides long. NCBI's taxonomy places the organism in Eukaryota, Fungi, Ascomycota, Leotiomycetes, Helotiales, Sclerotiniaceae. The record is from the annotation of a GenBank genome assembly.
AUGCCUCCUAUGCCUGGUCAAAAUGGAACAGGAAAGAAGAGUCGAAAUCCGCGUCAAUCUCGCAGUCGAAAUACGACACCUAGUCUAGUUGAUGCAUCGAGCUCUGUUGCGCCUCCCGAUAUCGGGAGAACUCCCUAUACCCAGAUUCCAAUCAGUAUCCUUCGGACCUCUGUAGCAGAUGAGAUUGCCGAGCAACAUGCUUCCACGAUCCCUAACUCAAGAGAGCUCGAGGCUCUCAUGCAACGUAUGGAAAGACUGGCCGCCAGCGUAGAUGAACGAGCUGCUGUAUGUGACAAAGGGAUGCGUCUUUUGGCACAAUCAAGAAAGGAGAGGAACGAGGAACUCGAGAUCGAAAAGCGGGACGAAGAACUCAAAGAGAGAAUGAAAAGAGACCUGGCAGAAGAAGAGGAACGGGGGAGACGUAAGGCACAUAAGAACAAAAAGAGGAAGGACGUCAGCAGUGCUAGAGAAGAAAGGCCAUUGACUCAUGGUGCCCAUGGUUUGGCACCACAGGAUGGAUCUAAUAUUGAGGUUGCCGUUCCGAGCCGAGAUUAUACACAUAAACAUCAUAGGAAAAUCUCAAAAGAGAGAGAUAAUGAUUCUGUAAGCUCAUCGCUUUCACCACCCGCGCCAGCAACACCAUCUGCAAGUAUGAAUAUCGAUGCAAAACAAAACGGCGCCGUCGAGGAUGAAUCUAGCUCCGAUGAACAUCAACCUCCUCCCGCGGUCAAGAUUCCCAAUUAUCAGACUUUUGGGGCGGAUCCCUCCACCUUCCCGGAUCCAACGAUCUACGAAAUUACAAGAAUAAAACCUGGGGACCCCAAAAUGAAUGAGGAAGAAAAGAAAAGGGUUUACUCCGUGGCAGCUUACCCAAAAAAUGAUCUUCACGAUCUUAUUCCAGGAACACCGCCAGACAAAGAUUUCAGCAACGCAAAGCCUACAAACCAAGUACAAGCUAAUACCUUUGCGACAUAUCUUGAACCAUAUUUCCGACCAUUUACGGAAGAAGAUCUUGCCUUUCUCCGUGAACGUGGAGAUCGCGCGAAUCCCUUCAUUAUUCCCAGACGUGGAAAGAAGCACUAUACUGAAGUUUGGGCCGAGGAGGAUGGUGCUAUGUCAGUCGAUACACCACAUCAAGGACGAGAUAAAUUACCUCCAAACCAAGCCCGUGGGAGCAUUGAUGAUAUUGAUGACGCCAUAGCAGAGACGGAUCAGAUUUCUGCUGGUCCAAUGCUGUCGAGGUUGUUGGCUACUUUAAGGCCGGAGCAUCGAGCGCCCUCUUCCGAGGAUAGACCUAUUACGAACGGUAUAAGUAACGGCGAAGGUAGUUUCAGUGGUGAAAUGAAUGGCGACAUAGGGGAACUAAGUCAACACAGCGACUCAUCUCCAUUACCUCCUGCAACUUGCAUGCCUGAUUCAUCGUCCGAAUCAUGGAAGAAGGCCAGUCAUCCAAAGCUCGAUCACGCUCAAGUAGAUGAAAGGAUCAAACAAGAGCUUCGUCACAUUGGAUUCCUCCUACCUGACACUGAACCCGAUUAUGAUGCUCAUUAUGAUGAUGAGAUAGCCGCACGUUUGCGUUUCCUCCAAACCAAACUUAAAGAACAAUCAAUCAUCAAUGGUGCACGUAAAGCUCGAUUGCAGGAGAUUACGAAGGAGCGUAUGGCUCAUCAAGAAUACCAAACCAUCCUCGAAGAUCUCGACGGCCAGGUAAAUGCUGCUUAUACCAAACGGUCCCGCACGAUAGGAAAAACCAAGAAGAAUAAGAAAGCUGGAGGUGCUGGUGGUGGUAAUCAAGCUGCCAAUGGCACUGCUGGUACAGCAAGACCAGGUCUUGGCGACUUGACUAAAACUUUGAUGGAAAAACGGCAAAAAUGGAUCAAAAAUAUCGGGGCUGUAUUUGAUGAUGAACGAAAUUUGGGUAAAGUACCCCGUGCAAAAGAUGAGGGCAGCGCGAUCUUCAAGCCUGAAAUUAUGGGGGACUUCAUCCGGAGGGAAAAGGAUGGGUGGGAUGAAGAUGUAGAAGAAGAAUAA